UUGUAUCGUCCCUAGUUAAAUUAUGGAAUGGAAGCGAAAAUUAUCUGCUGCCCUUGCGGCGGUAAUAGCUAUGUCCAGCUCAGAGGAAGUAUCUAGCUCCGAUGAAAGUUACUCAAGUGAUCCUGAUUCUGUAGAUGAACAGCAAAGUAAAAAGGCUAAAAUAACCGACUAUAUGACAAUUAUACAUCAAUACACAGAUACAGAUUUUAAGUCACACUUCCGUUUGACUAGGACUCAAGUUGAGAUGCUUAUAUGUUUAACACAACAAAAAUAUGUGUCACUUGGAACGAAAAGUGUACUUUCUUACGAAACGGCAUUACUAACAACAAUUUGGUGUCUUGCAAACCAAGAAUGUUUCCGAGGCAUUGCCGAUAGGUUUGGACUGGGAAAAGGAAAUUGUCAUGAAGUGGUUAUGAGGGUAAUGAAAAUCCUAUACAAUGAAAGAGGCAGGUUUAUACUUUGGCCAAACGAUUAUAAAAAAAAUGUAGACGAAUUUAACCAAUGUCGAGGGCAGAACAGUUUUCCUGGUGUGAUAGGAUGUGUAGAUGGAACACACAUUCCGAUACCUGGAUCAGGAAGUGAUAAUUCCUAUUACAACAGAAAAGGUUUUCAUUCUGUCAUCUUACAAGGUGUGUGCAAUGCCAAACUGCAAUUUAUGGAUAUAUUUUGUGGUUUCCCGGGAUCAUGCCAUGAUGCGAAUGUUUGGAAGCAGAGUCCAGUGUAUGAGUUAUUGAAAAGCUCUAAUAUACCUGCAGAUUUACAUCUAUUAGGUGAUUCCGCUUACCCUUUGGAUACAUUUUUAAUGUGCCCAUUUCGAGAUAAUGGCCAUUUAACUAAUGCACAAAAAAAAUUUAAUGUCACAUUAAGCUCGACCAGAGUUGUGAUAGAAAUGGCAUAUGGCCGUUUAAAACAGAAAUUUAGAAGAUUAAAAUAUUUACAAGUUGAGAAGGUAGAAUAUGCAAAAUACUACAUAAUGGCUGCCUGUGUUCUACAUAAUGUUUGCAUCGAUGAAGAUGAUAAUCAAGAUUCUUCAUGUAGUAAUGCAUCUGAAGAUAUAAAUGCAGAUAGUGUUGGAGAGGAACUAGUUAAUAGCGCAGCAAAAGAAAAGCGUUUAGAAAUUAUGCAAAACCUUCUGUAACACACUUACUUGUCUAUAUUAUUUUUAUUAAACUAUAUAUCAUAACAAAAAAUAUACUCUAUCAUAAAUAAAAAU
This is a messenger RNA of Photinus pyralis (common eastern firefly), 1213 nucleotides long. RefSeq names its product putative nuclease HARBI1. The record is from RefSeq and is a predicted model, not a curated record. NCBI's taxonomy places the organism in Eukaryota, Metazoa, Arthropoda, Insecta, Coleoptera, Lampyridae. The transcript has 3 exons. Bases 23 to 1138 code for a protein of 371 amino acids.